Trichosporon asahii var. asahii CBS 2479 is the source of this 2394-nucleotide messenger RNA. Its product is annotated as tricarboxylic acid cycle-related protein. Gene Ontology annotation, cellular component: mitochondrion; cytoplasm. The transcript has 8 exons. The record is from RefSeq and is a predicted model, not a curated record. Bases 1 to 2394 code for a protein of 797 amino acids. Gene Ontology annotation, molecular function: lipoic acid binding; acetyltransferase activity. Lineage: Eukaryota; Fungi; Basidiomycota; Tremellomycetes; Trichosporonales; Trichosporonaceae.
AUGUUCCUGAACCUCGUCGUUGAUCAGGCGUACGAGGAGCUCGGCGGAGGCGAGCGGAAACCCGCUGGAAUGGUCGUCAUCCGUGGCAACUCUGUCGCCUCGAUGGAGCUUCUCGAUAGCAUGCGACAGAGUGACAGGGGGAAGAAGGCAAGGAACGCGAAGGGCCAGAGUGCUCGUCAGAGGGUCGCUGGAAAGGCGGGUGAGUUUGAUAUCGUGCAAGCAGUGAACUUUGAGCUCGUCUACCAUUGUCAGUACGAUCUGCUCCUUUUUGUCGACACCGUCGAUAUUGGGAGUCAGUAUGGGAAGAGGACGAGCCGCGAGAGGGAAGUCGGCAAGAUCUGCGGGACAUCGGCUGCGCUGGGGAAGGCCAGGUUACGCGAGGUGGUCGAAUACAAGUUCCAUGUGCAGAUUCUCGGACCAUGGUCUGUUUGUGAGCCUACCAGAGUGCUGGAUCGUGCAGGUCACAGCGCUCCGGUCUCGGCGCUGCGGGGGGUGAGGCUCGGCACAGGGCAGUGGUGGGGCUUCCAGCCAGGGGAAGAUCGGCCAGGUCCGUUGCCUGCCGCCGCCAGCCAACAGCCAGGCAGAGGACCUACGCCAGCAUUCCAGCUCCGCCCGGGGGCCCCACGGCCGGCACACCACUUCAAGCUCCGGCCGAGUGACUUCCCGGCUCGUCGCCCGGCCGGCCCGUCACGAUCACUCGUCACCGUUUCCCGCCCCGCUGCUCCUCAGCAGACGGAGCGCGUCCGUAUCCCCCUCAACGACACUGCCCGCCUAGCAUCGUACGGCAUCACUGUUCGUGGAUUCCACGCCUCGCUCGCCCGCCCCGCUACCUUCCACUUCAAGCUCCACGACAUUGGAGAAGGCAUCACCGAGGUCGAGGUUAUCAAGUGGUUCGUCAACGUUGGCGACACGGUUGAGGAGUUUGACAACCUGUGUGAGGUUCAGAGCGACAAGAGUGUCGUCGAAAUCACUUCCCCGCAUUCGGGCAAGAUCCAAUCCCUGAACGCCGAGGCCGGCAAGGUCGUGAAGGUCGGCCAGACGCUGUGCGAGAUCGACGUCGAUGGCGAGGUCGAAGAUGUCGAGGUUCCCGAGCAGUCUGCGCCUGCCCCUCAGGCUCCUCCGGCGCCUAAGGAGACCGAGCCCGUUACGCGCCGCGACCCCGCCCCUGCCCCUCCUUCCCCUCCUCCCGCUCCCAAGCCGGAGCCGACCCAGUCCAACGCGGCCAAGCCCCACCGCCCCGCGCGCCCGCACCCGCUCGACGAGACCGCGGCCAGGCGUGAGGGCGGUGGCGGCUCCAAGCGCAUCGUCAAGGCUUCGCCGGCCACGAGGACGCUUGCGCACAAGCUCAACGUUGACCUGGAGUCCGUUACGCCUACUGGUGACGGCGGCCGUGUCACGAAGGAGGACGUCGAGAAGUACGCUGCUGGCGGCUCCUCCGCCCCUGCUCCUGCUGCUCGUGAGGCCGCCCCUGCCCGCGAGUCUGCCCCUGCUCCUCGCGCCGAGCCUGUCUCGCGCCAGUCUGCCCCUGCCCCCGCCCCUCAGCCGGUCUACUCCUCGCACCGUGAGAGUGGCGAGACGCACCGCAUGGAGCUUGGCCGCAACCGUAAGGCCAUGUACAAGGCCAUGGGCUCCAUGGGUUCGGUUCCUCACUUCGGCUACGUCCACAGCCUCGACCUGACCAACCUCCUCCCGCUCAUGAAGGCUGCCAACCCCGUCAAGCCGCCCAAGCCUUCGUACCUCGCGUCUGACGUGCCCUCGUCGCUUGUCCAGAACACGACGGCCGCCAACGGCGAGGAGAGGGAGAAGACGUCCAUCCUGGCCUUCCUCGUCAAAGCCAUGGCUCUCGCGCUCGACGAGCACCCCAUCAUGCGCUCUAGGAUCAAGGAGCGCGACGGCGAGCGCUGGCUCGAGGUCGCCGACGACGCGGCUAUCGGCAUCGCCGUCUCCGACCCCAAGGCGGGUCUUGUCACCCCCUCCCUCCCGCCGUUCGACCCCCGCAACAGCGUGGGCAGCAUCAACCAGGCCCUGACGCAGCUCCGCAAGACGGCCACGCGCCCCAGCGCCCCGCCAAACAUCACCAUCUCCUCCGUUGGACCCCUCGGCGAGGCGAAGAGCGCCAUGCCCGUCCUUCCCCCCGGAGGCGGUGUCGCUAUCGCUGCCGUCGGACGGGCGGCUUGGGAGAACGAGCUCGUUGCCCGGAACGGAAGGAACGGCGACGGAAAGGUCUGGGACAUGACGCCCGACGAGGUUGCCGGACUCGGAACGAAGCCGGUCCUCAAGUGCAACGUUGGAUGGAGCGGAGACCACCGCGUGCUUGAGGGAGCGGAGCUGAUUGCGUUCACGGAGACGUGGAAGCGAUACGUCGAGGAGCCGUGGCGCUGGGUCAACAUCUAG